Molecule: messenger RNA, 2084 nt
Organism: Ficedula albicollis (Collared flycatcher)
Lineage: Eukaryota; Metazoa; Chordata; Aves; Passeriformes; Muscicapidae
Product: arylamine N-acetyltransferase, pineal gland isozyme NAT-3-like
Exons: 2
Coding region: 96-968 (290 amino acids)
Molecular function (GO): acetyltransferase activity
Source: RefSeq, a predicted model, not a curated record
GUGCUAAGUCGAGGACAGCCAGCCUUGCUUUAGCCUAGAACCAGCCCCAAGCCCCGGAGGUGCACUGGCACUAGAGCAGAUUUUCCAGAGGCAGCAUGGACAUCAAGGAGUAUUUUGACAGAAUUUCUUACCGUGGCUCCUACAAUAAGCCAGACCUAGCUACCCUGUCAGAUAUAUUCCAGCACCACAUCCGAGCUGUCCCCUUUGAAAACCUCAGCCUCCACUGUGGAGAAAGAAUUGAGCUGAACCUGGAAGCAACCUACAACAAGAUAGUAAGGAAGAAUCGUGGGGGCUGGUGCAUGGAAAACAACCACCUUCUGUCAUGGGUCCUGAAAACACUUGGCUACGACGUCACCCUUCUGGGAGGAAGAGUUUUUUUCCCAGAGCUCGACGCCUAUGCAGAGGAAAUCGAUCAUCUGCUGAUACAAGUGAAGCUUGAUGGUAAAUCCUACAUUGUGGAUGGGGGGUUUGGGAUGCCCUACCAGCUGUGGCAGCCAAUGGAGCUGAUUUCAGGGACAGAUCAGCCUCAGACUCCUGGGGUCUUUCGUUUUCAGGAGGAGAAUGGGACCUGGUACCUUGAGAAGGUGAAAAGGAAGCAGUGGAUUGUCAACCAGAGCACCUCGACUUCCCAAAAUGUGGAAAAUGAAGUUCGCCGUCCGAUUUAUCUCUUCACCCUUCAGCCACGAGACAUUGAGGAGUUCAGGGGCUGCAAUGCUGAGCUGCAGACAGACCCUGACUCGCUCUUUGUCACCAAGUCCAUCUGCAGCCUGCAGACCGCCGACGGCAUCCGCGCACUGGUGGGGUGGAAACUCACCGAGAUGAAGUACAAUUACAGGGACAAUAUGGAUCUUGUGGAAAUCAGGAUCCUUGCAGAUGAAGAAAUAGAGAAAACACUGAAGGAGAAAUUCAAUAUAACACUAGACAAGAAAUUCGUACCUGUCAAUACGAGCAAGCUGUCUCUGUUCUAACUCACUGCCUGAAUUACAAUUCAAUUCAGUGGCAUUACAGGCAAUUCUUCCCUCUCUUUCUGACAAGCAUCCAAAGGUUAAUCUUUCUCUUUCCAUCUACACCAGUGUAGAGGCAGAACUUACUAGCAAGAAUCUGGAAAAUAAAUAGAUUUUCACAACUAUUCCUGCAUUUCUUUUUAGGUUGGGUACAAAUUAUUUCUGCCUAGCUCAAUCAAAUCAUUGCCCUUCUGUUUGUGCUUAGCAGGAAGCAGACUCAGCCCAUUCCCUACUCCUUUCAUCUCUUAAAAGCUUUUCUAAACACACCCAGUGUAGCUGGGCAGAAUGAUGGAGCUGUUUGUCUUUGUCUUUAUUACCUGGUGCUGCCACCUGGGGAAAAUCAUACCUGCCUCUUAAAUGAAUACUAUAUUAUUUUGGGAAUGUAAUAGCCAAAAAGCACAAAGACAUCCUGUGCUGAGUUUCUCCAGUUAAGCCAUAAACCUGUUCUUUUUGCUCUCACAUCCACAGCACGUGGCAGUCAGGCCAUCCCACACCUGUGCAAACUCACCAUGAGAGUACUUGAGGACAGGUUAUUUAUGACUUAGAACGGAUGAUAAGAAAUGUCAGUGACAAUUCUGUGUUGUUUCAGACUUUGAACAGCUCCUGUUCUCUUGGUGACAUAACCAAAGAGCAGCAUUUCUUUGAACUGAAAACAUCUCAGAGCAUUUUGUUUGCUUGCACUCAGCAGCAGACUGCUGGGAAUUCAGGUUCCUUUCAUCAGAUUCUACUCUGGGUGUUUUUGCACGUUAAUUAUUAUGCCUGAACCAAAACACAUGCACAGAAUUAUUUUUCUGAAACAUAUCUGUUCUACUGAGGAUGUGUUUGCAGUGAUACUAAUUAUAUUGAUAUAAGGAGAAAUGAUGAAUCUUAAUCACAUACCUAACGGGAAAGAUUUCGAGUAGGAGAAAUUACUCAAAUGUGACCACUUUGCCCUUUGAGAAGAUGCUUGAUGUUCCUUUAUGUACAAAUCUUGGAAGCAUUACAACUAUGCACUUAUAAUUAAGCAAAUUAUAUUAGUGAAUUAUAGUCAAAUAAAAAAAAUCAAGCACUGUGAACUAGAAUUAUUCAGUUGUUUUUUUC